Molecule: messenger RNA, 2309 nt
Organism: Silurus meridionalis
Lineage: Eukaryota; Metazoa; Chordata; Actinopteri; Siluriformes; Siluridae
Gene: ddx18
Product: DEAD (Asp-Glu-Ala-Asp) box polypeptide 18
Exons: 14
Coding region: 54-2015 (653 amino acids)
Biological process (GO): maturation of LSU-rRNA from tricistronic rRNA transcript (SSU-rRNA, 5.8S rRNA, LSU-rRNA)
Cellular component (GO): nucleolus
Molecular function (GO): nucleic acid binding; RNA helicase activity; ATP binding
Source: RefSeq, a predicted model, not a curated record
GUGUUUUCCGAAGGACCCCAGUCAGUCUCACACGUGUGUGUCUACAUGCAGACAUGGCGGACCUUCAGAUGAAGCUGCUUCGGAAGAAAAUUCAGAAGAGAAAUGCAAAGAAUAAAGAACGCAAGCUUAGACAAAAGCAGAGGGAAGAAGACGAAGAAGAAAACGACUCUAAAGUCAUAAUUGAGGAAUGUGAUGGAGAAACGACUAAGGAAAGUCCAGCUGCGGCCACAGAGCAGGAGAUGACAGCCGACAAUCAGAAGAGCGAAGAUACUCAGGAAGACAGCAACAAGAAGAAGAAAAAGAAGAAGAAGAGGAAAUUAAAUGACACAGGAGAUCUCAAUAACAUGGCCGUAAAAAAGGCGAAGCAGGAGAACAGUAACGGUGAUGAAGCUGAGCUCUCUGAGGCAGGAGAAGAACAAGAGGGUGCAAAUGAAGUGUUGGAGGAUGGUGAGAACGAUGGAGAUGAACAGGAUGAUGAUUCUGAUCAACCGGAGCUUCCAUCCGGACUAACGGGAGCGUUUGAGGAUAGGUCCUUUGGGUCAUUGGCAGAACUUGUAAGUGAGAACACGCUCAAGGCUAUUAAAGAGAUGGGCUUUGAGAACAUGACUGAGAUUCAGCACAAAAGCAUACGCCCCCUAUUGGAGGGAAGAGAUAUUCUUGCUGCUGCUAAAACUGGCAGUGGGAAAACUCUGGCCUUCCUCAUUCCUGCCAUUGAACUCAUCUAUAAACUCAAAUUCAUGCCCAGAAAUGGUACUGGUGUGGUGAUUUUGUCUCCAACACGUGAGUUGGCCAUGCAGACAUAUGGAGUAAUGAAGGAGUUGAUGGCCCAUCAUGUGCACACUUAUGGCCUCAUUAUGGGUGGCAGUAACCGCUCAGCUGAAGCCCAGAAGCUUGGUAAUGGAGUCAACAUCAUGGUGGCAACCCCUGGUAGACUGCUCGAUCAUCUACAGAACACUGCUGGAUUCAUGUACAAAAACCUGCAGUGUCUGAUCAUUGACGAAGCAGAUAGAAUUCUUGAGGUUGGAUUCGAGGAAGAACUUAAGCAGAUCAUCAAACUGCUGCCAAAAAAGAGACAGACCAUGCUGUUUUCAGCUACACAAACAAGGAAAGUGGAGGAUCUGGCACGAAUCUCUUUGAAGAAAGAGCCUCUGUAUGUGGGAGUGGAUGAUAACAAAGAUACAGCCACUGUGGACGGAUUGGAGCAGGGCUAUGUGGUGUGUCCAUCAGAGAAGCGUUUCCUGCUGCUUUUUACAUUCCUGAAGAAGAACCGCAAGAAGAAGCUGAUGGUGUUUUUCUCCUCCUGCAUGUCUGUGAAGUAUCACUACGAGCUGCUCAACUACAUUGACCUGCCAGUUAUGGCUAUCCAUGGCAAGCAGAAACAGACGAAGAGAACCACCACAUUUUUCCAGUUCUGCAAUGCAGACUCUGGGAUCUUACUCUGCACAGAUGUUGCUGCCAGAGGACUGGAUAUUCCUGAAGUGGACUGGAUCGUCCAGUACGACCCACCAGAUGACCCCAAGGAAUACAUCCACCGUGUGGGUCGAACUGCUCGAGGUAUUAAUGGCAGAGGCCACGCCCUCCUCAUCCUCAGACCUGAAGAGCUCGGCUUCCUGCGGUUCCUCAAACAGGCCAAGGUCCCCUUGAGUGAGUUUGAAUUUUCUUGGACUAAGAUCUCAGAUAUUCAAUCUCAGUUGGACAAGCUGAUCGAGAAGAAUUACUACCUGCAUAAAUCGGCCCAGGAGGCUUACAAGUCAUACGUGAGGGCGUAUGAUUCCCAUUCACUCAAACAGAUCUAUGACGUACAGACACUCGACCUUCCAAAGGUGGCGCUGUCCUUUGGCUUCAAAGUACCACCUUAUGUCGACCUCAAUGUUCACAGCAGUAAAGGUGUAAAGCUGCAGAAGAGGGGAGGAGGUGGGGGCUUUGGCUACCAAAAAUCGAAGAAUGUGCAUAAGGCCAAGAUCUUCAAACACUUUAACAAGGGCAAGGGUGACCGCAGACAGUUCUCUCGCUGACCUUGACUUUUCCCCUGCUGAAAUGGCUCUUUUUCCUAAUGCUUCAGGAUAUAUGGGAAUAGUUCAUUGCCAGUCAUUAUUUAUGCACACAUUUUCUUGUUUAUUUGAUGUGUGUGUAUAUUCAGAGAAGCUGUUAGAAGACUGAAUUUAGGUCUUUUUCCAUUCCACAAUACUGUGUGGAGAAUCUCUAAUGCUAGAUUCUUAUGAACUUUUUUAAUCUGUGUAUGAAUCUUUUCUUGAACUGUCAACUUUGUACCCUUGAAGUGGUGGCAUAAUUAAAAAAAAUAUACAAGA